UUUAAGACACAGCACCUGAUCAGAUGAUGAAUCAUUUCAACUGACGAUCUCUCACAGGUUCUAUCAACAUGUCACCACUCGGCAGUUCCCGUCUGAUGGCCAAAUGUUGGCUAACAUUAGCUGUGUGCAUCGCUGCAUUCUGGUGCCAUCCGGUGCCUGAUAGUAGCAACACUGCAACCACAGGUGCCUCGCGUCCUUCUUUGAAAGUGGAAGAACUGGAACAAUUGAAUGAAUUCGCCGACAGCGACUAUCCCGAUAUGAUGACCGAUUUCCUCCGCUUGAGCACAGCAAUGCCGACCGUGGCGGCAUCUACCAAGAGUUUCUUAGUCAACACGCCAUCGACUUCGACUCUACCGCCAUCGACGUCAGCCAAGACUACUACGAAGCCUUCCAUCGUAAACAACGUAUCCGCAACUUCUGGCGUGGCCACCGCCAAGUUCAUCCCGACCGUGACAACGACAACUACUAGGAAACCUACGACAGCUAUUAACACGACUCCCGCAAUAAUCGAAGAGACGACAACAAUUCUUCCUCGAGUCCAAAAAGAGCAAACAUCGGCUCCUGUUAUUGCUACUCCAGUGGCUUCCGUUGAAAAAUUACAAGCCAUAAACAAACCGGCCGGGUUAAACGAGAUUGAAACAUCGCAAAAGACAGAUAUGCAAACAAAGCCUACGGCUGUUGUCACUCAAACGACGGCCAAUCCCAGCUCGGCUACGAUGCAACAAAAACCGAUUCCUAGUCCGGCCGCUACUUUGGUGCAACAGACCGCCACCAGUCCAGCACCUUUUAAUGAACAGUGGCAGCCAAACUUUACAGGAUUGGGCCAACAGCAAGCACCAUCAGCUAUCCCGCCGGCCGUGGUAUUUAAUCAACCACAGCAACAGCAGAUGGCGGUUGGCGGUGCCACUGCAAUCCAGCAAACAACUAAUCAGGUGCAAACAGCCGCGAGCAAUUGGCCACGCCAGCAAGUCCAGGUACCGAAUUUCGCCCCAAUGGCAGUGCCCAACGUGCAGCAACAUCAACCUAUGAUGCAACAUCCAGCCAUGGUCCAGCAAAUGGUGCGCAAUCCUGCCUUCCAACAGCAGCAACAGUUCCAGACGAUGUACCAAAAUCGAGUUCCGGCCACAGCUCAGGCAUCGACCAAUGCGAAACAAAAAGUUAAACCGUCGUCUACCAUCUUGACUCCGCUCGCUAAUCCGAUGAUGGGCAGCAAUAGGCGGCCCGUGUAUUUUGUAGGAGGUAAUGGCGCUCCCGCUAAUUUGCUCCCGCUCUCUGCUUGGCCACAGUUGAUGUCCAACGGCGUUCAAACGUCCCCGCCAGUAGCGACCGCGUCGGUCUAGUUCCAGUACCGUCCUGCGUCGUGUAAAAAAAAAAAGAACGAACUUUUAAAUCUCAAAUCUCAUCUGUUUCAUUUCCUCAAUUCUUAUUUUCUCGUCGUGACUAUGACUAAAUACACCAAAUAAUGGCUGGCCUUUAUUUAUAAAAAAAACAAAAAACAAA
Messenger RNA from Daphnia magna, 1500 nucleotides. RefSeq names its product mucin-5AC. NCBI's taxonomy places the organism in Eukaryota, Metazoa, Arthropoda, Branchiopoda, Diplostraca, Daphniidae. The coding region runs from base 69 to 1340 and encodes 423 amino acids. The record is from RefSeq and is a predicted model, not a curated record. The transcript has 2 exons.